Molecule: messenger RNA, 750 nt
Organism: Ostrinia furnacalis (Asian corn borer)
Lineage: Eukaryota; Metazoa; Arthropoda; Insecta; Lepidoptera; Crambidae
Product: insecticyanin-A
Exons: 4
Coding region: 44-706 (220 amino acids)
Biological process (GO): response to reactive oxygen species; lipid metabolic process
Cellular component (GO): cytoplasm
Source: RefSeq, a predicted model, not a curated record
AUUACACACUGUUGUAUUGAAGUGAACGGUUGUUCUUUAAAAUAUGAUUAAAUUAAUAGUGUUUUUAUUCUCUUUCUGCGGUGUCUAUGGAUAUUUCACUCUUCCUGGGAAAUGUCCAACCAAUGUGGCUGCGAAAGACGACUUCAGGCUUGAAGAUUUCUACGGGAAAUGGUAUCAAGCCUACUUCUACUCCAGCGAUGGGCAGCGCAAGAACAACUGCUCCGUGAUCGAACUGGGAAUCGAACCAUUUGACAGCUACAAGAGUGGAGCGUCACCAAUCCACCUGAACCAGUCGCGAGUGGAUAGGGGUCUAUUCCAUAGAUAUAGUAUCGCAACAGUUCGCCCACCAGCAUCGGGAAGUGUGUCUGGGUCUUUAGAAUUGGAGUAUACAUUUAAGAAUGCUCCAAGGAGAUUAAUGACAAGGAACUAUAAAUUGGAAAUUCUAGCUACAAACUACAAUUUCUACGCGACUGCCUACACUUGCCAGUACAGUCCUUUGAUCGAUAAACAUUACAUCUACGUUUGGAUCCUAUCACGGAAAACUUCUCUAAAUGACGUCUCUAAGGAACUGGCCUUGAAGUCAUUGAAAAACAUCGGCAUCAACGAAGAAAAGCUGGUAAAAGAUGAUCAGACCAAAUGCAGCCCCAAGUACUACGAAGAUACUCCGACUGAACCUACCACUUUUAGAUAUUCUAUUCCCAUAUAAUUUUAUGGCACUGUGAACUUUCAUGAAUAAAAUUAUCUGACCUA